This is a messenger RNA of Volvox carteri f. nagariensis, 3525 nucleotides long. RefSeq lists its product as uncharacterized. Lineage: Eukaryota; Viridiplantae; Chlorophyta; Chlorophyceae; Chlamydomonadales; Volvocaceae. Gene Ontology annotation, molecular function: ATP binding; protein kinase activity. The transcript has 17 exons. The record is from RefSeq and is a predicted model, not a curated record. The coding region runs from base 1 to 3525 and encodes 1174 amino acids. Gene Ontology annotation, biological process: protein phosphorylation.
AUGGGGGUGUUGUGUUGGACAUCAGAAGCCUGCAGAAAAUUGGACAAGGACGACUUACUUGAAGAUCUGAAAUGCGAAUUUUCAACGAUCACUGGCUUCUGGCCGGCGUGCUUCCGGCUUUACGCGGAGAAAGUCUUCGAAUCAUGUGAUCGGACAUCUGCAUUCAUAAGCAUCCUAGGCACAGCACAAGAUGGCGCUACACUUACAGUGCUAGGAAGCUCUGGCCCAGGGGCGUGCGCUGCACCCCCUGGUCGAGUCCUACCCUCGCCAUGGCAGAGCCAGGGGCAGGGCCUGACCACCGACGAGAGACGCGGCUAUCCCAGGAUAGCUGCGGCCGCUUCCGACGGCCCCUCUACAGUCUCUCGGAAGCGCCUGCCAACCCUUUUCUGGAAGAGUGGCAGCCAGCUUCACCUUCCUUACGAGUGGCACCAGCUUCUUGGCCAGACUCUUUUCCCCGGCAGCCCGACGUUGCAUGCCCAGUUGGAGCCUCUGGUGCUGUGCGGGCGACCGGUGGGGGCGCUGCUGCUGGUCGGCUACGGGGACCUGCGGCUGCGCUCCUCGCCCUCCGCAGCGCCCCUCGCAGCCCGGGGCAAGGAAGCGGGAGAGAAGACGCAGGGCGCCACGUCAGCAGCAGCCGCCCUGCUGCGCCGGCUGGUGCGGAAGAAGUCGUUCCCGCAGGGUCCUAAGGGCUCGGCUGCGGUUGUGAUGGGCCCUGCACCGCCGUGUGGCAAGGCCGGGGCCGCCACCACCACGCGGCCUGUUUCCCCCGCGGUGUUGCGGGGGCUGGCCAGCUCGCUGGCCCAGCUGGCGUUUGGCCCGCACCUGCAGUCCGUGUCCAGGAUUUGCUCCGCGACCCAAGCCCUGAACGCCGCCUCGUCCCUCUACGAAUUCGCCUCCGUACUUUCGUACACCCUCACUGAGGCCCUGGCGGCGGAGCUUCACGUCAACCUCACCGUACGAGUGGCCGUCGUACCGCCCAUGAACGGCCAGCACGGCUACCUGCUGCCGCUGGAGUCUGCUCACGCAUUUGCCGUGGGCUCUUCCUUACCCCCUGCAUCCGCGGGAUCCACGGCCGUAGGGGAACUGUUCCACAAGCGCGCAGAAACCCCCUCGGGGGCUGCUGCGGGAGGUUCUUGUGCUUCCCCUCGUGCAACGGCUAUUCCCCGCACCCCUAGUGGCCGGGAGGAUAGUUUCUCGGGUUUGUCGCCGUACUCUCCGUACUCGGCACCUAAUCUCGUACUUUCGGGCCCUGCGGGCGGGGCCGCAUCGCCACGUGCUGGCAACGAAGGAAAGGCCGCGCCGUUCGCACUGCCCUCCUCUCUCCUGCUACAGCUUCUACGACCCAUGGGUCUUCGCGCCGGCAACGCCUCCACCGCGUCUUCCGUACACGCCGGCUGCUUCUUCCAGCAGGCAGUGCCGCCGCCACCGCCGACCACGACAACCGACGAGCCCACCGUGCGCAGCAUCGUGACCAAGGCGUAUGACAGUACGACACCAUACUGCAACGACUUCCAGCAUGGCGAUUUAUUGAGCAGCGGCAGCAUUCUUGCCAGCGCGCGAGAAUCCAAUUUGCAAGUACACCUGAGUGCAGCCAGCGUCAGCGGUGCCGCCGCCGCGCCUGCGACACGCGGCUGCGCCUGCGCCGCCGCCGCCGCCACGACCGCCACGGCCACUUCCGUUUCCGGCAUGGUUAUUUCCAAUCUCCACGCGUGGAUGCAGGACGUGGAGCGCCCCUCCUCGGACGUGGCCGUGUUGAUGAUGGCGGCGGCGCGGGGCCGGGGGACUCAGACGGGACCUGGGCGGCCGUCGCAAGGGGGGGCAGGGGGAGGGGUGCCGGGGGGGGGGCCCGCGUGUCUGGUGGCGGUGGCGGGAUGUGUACCGCCGCGGCCGACGGCCGCCGUACCUGGGAUCGCCGUCACCGCCAACGCUAAUGGAAGCAUGCAUACAGCUCGCUUGGCAAAGCCAGGACGAAGGUCGGCAGAAUGGGUACAGAAUUUGGAGGCUUCGAUGCGCGGCGGCGUCGCCGUCGACCUGUCGAUACGGUACGGCGCCGGGGACGGCGGCGGCAGUGUUCGGUACGACAACGGCGGCGGCGGUGGGGGCUGUGGCGCUUGCGUUGCCUUGUACAUCACGGCCCAGGAGCGGCUUCCCACUUCGCUGUUGAGGGUGAUCAAGGAGCGGGCGACGGGCCUGUUGGAGGUCAAGGUGAUCGAGCCCCCCCCUGAUGUGGACGUGGAAGCUCUUGCGGGUAUGCAGCCGCGGGGGGACUCGGGCGCAACCCGCGGCGCGGUAGGGGGCGGGUCGGGGAGUGAGCGGCAGGAGAGGGCGGGAGAGGAGGCCGAGGAGGAGCGCCUGGCAGAGCUGGCAACCGCUGUACGGCAGGCGCAGAUGCGGGAGCUGGUCCGCAGCGCCCGAGAAUGUGCCGUACUGACCACGCUGAGUCAUCCUUCCAUCGUCCAGCUCUCCCAUCCCAUCAAGUCAAUCGGCUGCGAGCGCCCCCUCGCAGCGGCUGUGACCACCCCCGCCCUCCGUGGCGGGGAGGCGACUGGUGGGUUUAGGGUUGUGCCGCUUGGAGAGGGCGGGGAGGCGACUGGGCCUCUUCAUUCGGUCCUCAUCAUGGAGCGUUGCGACCUGGGCUCUCUUGCCGAUGCCCUGGACAACGGCAUGUUCAAGAAGGCCAUUAUCGCGACAGCCAAGAGCCACAAUGCCGCCCUCACACUCGCGGCACCGGCGGCCAAUGGUGGUGGCGGCAGCGCCAUGCAAGCCAUCUACCUGACUUUGUUAGAGCUGGCUCUGGCGCUGAGGCACCUGCACGCCAUGAACCUUGUUCACUGCGACGUCAAGGUUGCCAACGUACUGCUCAAGUCGUCCUCCAGCGACCCACGGGGCUUCACGUGCAAGCUGUCCGACUUCGGGCUGGUCAACUUGCUGCGGACGGAGAGGGAGGAGGAGGGCGGAGCGGAGCAGGACGCCGAGCAGCAAGAGCCGGAGGGGCAUGCCGGCAGGGAGGGCAGGAGGGCGGGUGGGGGCGCCUCGGCAAGUGGUGGAAGUGGAGGCAGCACGGCGGCGACGAGGCCGAGCUCGAGUGGACACCGGCCGUGGAUGCGAAAUGCAGAUGCGGCGGGCACGGUCACCCAUUUGGCACCCGAGUGCUUUGAACCAGAUCGCAAGCUGGAUGCGUCAGUGGACAUUUACGCGUUCGGCAUCGUGAUGUGGGAGGUCUUCACACGCAAGCCACCCUAUGCGGAGUUCGCACCCAACUUUGAGGACUUGCCCGCACUCGUAGCGGAGGGACUGCGGCCCCGUUUCCCCUCCCACUGCCCCCAUCACUACAGGGCCCUCGCACACGCUUGCUGGUCGGCCGAUCCCUUGCAGCGCCCCAACGCAGCGGCCGUAGUGGCUUGCCUACAGGGGUUGCUGGAAGGGGGGCUCAACGGCAGCGGAGGAGGAGCUUGUGGUUUCGGGGCCAUGGAGAAGCACCGGUCACCGCGGUCGCUGCCGCUGCUGCAGCCCACCUGCGCAUGA